AUGGCGAUGCCCGGCCUCCCGCCGGGCCCAGAGCCCCUUCCCGGGCACGUUGUCUGCCACAACCAGGCCGACGGGAAGUUUCUCUUUCCCCUCAUAAAUGUUUUCUCCCGAAGUUUGUCAGGUGGCUUUAAAAAGGAUCGAUUACAGCUCACUCAGCCUAGCCUAAGGCGUGAGGUGAACAGUCAUGAUGAGGAUGGAAAUGAGCUACAGACAACACCAGAGUUCAGAGCACAUGUUGCAAAGAAGCUGGGAGCAAUGCUAGACAGUUUCAUCACUGUCUUGAAGGACUCAUCAGGACCUUCACAAACUUCUGUGCAACAGUCUGACUCUGCGGAUGAUGGUUUUCGUCUCUUCUCUUCUUCUGUCCCAGGAGACUCUGGGAAAUCAGAGCCUUGCCCUGCAGCAAGGAGGAGACAGCCAUCUAGCUCCAGUGACAUGGACAGUGACCAAGAGUGGCAAAGGUACCAGGAGGCUGCUGUGUCAGCUGCAGACAUUCUGAAGCAAAGUGCUUUUCCUGUACUGUUCCAGGAUUCCAGCCGAGAUCAGAGUCAGGGUUAUGUAGAGCACAGCCAGAAAAAAAAGAAGAAAAAGAAAAUUAGGGGAGAGAACAAUAUUCAAGAGAAAAUAAUAGACCCAACAGAGUGUGACCAGAUCUGCAAAGAAUUGCCACGGUUGGUGUCUGCAAAUGGACAGCAUGAGAGACAGGACAGCAGUCAUACACAGAACUCAGUGUUGCCAGGAGUUGUGAAGAAGAAAAAGAAGAAAAAAAGAGAAUGAAGACUUUGCUCUGCAAAUGGCAGGUGAUUGUGAUGAAUGAAGGAUGCUGAAAAAAAAGA
Messenger RNA from Athene cunicularia (burrowing owl), 836 nucleotides. RefSeq names its product chromosome 15 C12orf43 homolog (gene C15H12orf43). The transcript is spliced from 6 exons. NCBI's taxonomy places the organism in Eukaryota, Metazoa, Chordata, Aves, Strigiformes, Strigidae. Gene Ontology annotation, biological process: Wnt signaling pathway; negative regulation of Wnt signaling pathway; Spemann organizer formation. The record is from RefSeq and is a predicted model, not a curated record. The coding region runs from base 1 to 777 and encodes 258 amino acids.